Messenger RNA from Colletes gigas, 1719 nucleotides. RefSeq lists its product as uncharacterized. The record is from RefSeq and is a predicted model, not a curated record. Lineage: Eukaryota; Metazoa; Arthropoda; Insecta; Hymenoptera; Colletidae.
AUGUCCUAUCCAAGAAGAAACAGGGACGUCAAUACUCGUGCAUCGAAGCCUCCAAAGCGAAAGUUUCACGGGAAUCAGUAUCUUCAAAAAGAAGAUGAACCCAUGGGAGAAAGUGCAUCCGCUCGAAAAUUAUCGACCUCGAGUACUUCCGACAUUACCCAUGUUUCUAAGUUUUCGUAUCGAAUAAUAGAAUUCGUAAGUUUUUUUGGUGCGCUAUCAGAUAUAAUUAUUUGCAAAGACUGUAAAAAAAAUAUAAAAUUUGAAGAAGAAAAAAUUCGGGGCAUCGGAUUUAAAGUUGUUGUUUUGUGCCACUGCAGCCGUCGCCUAAUUUCAUCGGGGCCUUUCAUAAAUAACGGAUAUGAAAUCAAUCGACGAAUAGUUUUCGCUAUGCGACUUCUAGGCGUCGGUAGAGACGGCAUAAAUUUAUUCUGCGGCAUUAUGGACAUCGGGCAAGGGCUAAGUAAAUCCAUGUACGACCUUGUGGUGGGGCAUAUUCAUACUGCCACGAAAACAGUAUUCGACAGUUUAUGCCAAAAAGCAAUACACGAGGAAAAAGAAGAAACCGAGAAAAAAGGAAGAUCACCAACAAAUUUAAAAGUUUCCGGCGAUGGGUCGUGGAAAAAACGCGGCUUCACUUCGUUGUUUGGUGUAACAACACUAAUUGGCUACUAUAGCGGCAAAGUGGUAGAUCUCGUUGUCAAAAGCAGCUACUGUCAAGCAUGCACGAUUUGGCGACAAAAAGAAGCCACAGAGGAGUAUGCCGAAUGGUAUGAAGAUCAUAAAGAAGAGUGCUCAUCAAACCAUGAAGGUUCGGCGGGAAAAAUGGAGGUUGACUCCAUCACAGAAAUGUUUUCUACAUCCGAAGAAAAAUAUGGAGUAAAAUACGGAAACUACAUCGGCGACGGUGACUCUAAAACAUUUAAAGCUGUUUUAGAUUUAAAACCAUAUGGAGACGAUUUCCAAGUAACAAAAAGUGAAUGCGUUUCCCACGUUGAAAAACGAAUGGGCAGUCGGCUACGAAAUAUAAAAAAAGAAAAGAAACUUGGCGGAAGAGGGAAGCUAACUGACACCCUCAUAAAAAAGUUAACAAAAUACUACGGACUAGCAAUCAGGAGGAAUAUUGAAUCCGCUGAUGAAAUGGAGAAAGCCAUAAUGGCAACUUAUUUUCAUCUAUGUUCGACGGAUGAAAAUCCAAGGCACGAUAAUUGCCCGGUAGGUGCAGACAGCUGGUGCGGGUAUCAUGCCGCUCAGGCCUCAGGUCAAUUUCACAAGCACCCGCCUCCGUUUCAUUCAGAUGUCGAGAAAAAUAUUUUGCCCAUUUAUCAAAGCCUUUCUAAUCACGACCUAUUAGAAAGAUGCUUAGGCGGGCAUACACAAAAUGCAAAUGGAAACUUUAAUGCUACAGUUUGGCGACUAACGCCAAAGCAUUUGCAUUCGGGGCGAAAAAUAAUCGAAAUCGCCAGCUAUAUAGCCGCUGGCAUAUUUAAUGAAGGGUAUGCUGCCAUUUUACAUAUAAUGGAAACAUUAGAAAUAACAAUCGGACCUCCGUGUAAGUUGUACGCCGACACUUACAAUGCCAAGCGGACGAAGAGGCAGAAGCGCCGCAGCUUAUGGAGCAGCAAAGAGGCUCGAAUGGCUCGAAGACAAUUGUAAAUCGAGCAAAACGAGUUGUUCGAAGAAGCGGAAGGAUUGUUAUACGGGCCUGGAAUAGCAGACUAA